AUGAUUUCCCUCGAACUCAGCACCCCCGUUACUGGCAAGUAUAUGCAGCCCACUGGAUUGUUUAUCAAUAAUGAGUGGGUAGAAGGUAUUGAUGGCAAGAAGUUUGAGACAAUAAAUCCCACAACUGAAGAGGUCAUCUGUUCAGUUUCCGAAGCUACCGAAGCGGAUGUUGAUGUUGCUGUAGCUGCUGCACGAAAAGCCUUUCAGGAGGUAUGGAGGCAAGAGACGCCAGAAAAUCGUGGAAAGUACCUUGUCAAUUUUGCCAACUUAAUCGAAAAAAAUUCCGAACUACUAGCCGCAGUUGAGUCUCUUGAUAACGGGAAGUCUUUCAGUAUGGCCAAGGGCGAUCUUCAAAUUGUUACUGGAACCUUGAGAUACUACGGUGGCUGGGCAGAUAAAAUUGACGGCAAGGUAAUAGACGUCAAUACCGAUACUUUUUCUUAUACAAAACAUGAACCUAUUGGUGUUUGUGGUCAAAUUAUUCCGUGGAAUUUUCCUUUGAUAAUGUUGGCAAUGAAAAUUGGUCCUGCCGUCGCUACAGGUAACACCAUUGUCCUCAAAACCUCAGAAUUAACCCCACUAUCUGCACUCAUCGUUGCCAGCUAUAUUGAGGAGGCUGGCUUUCCCCCUGGCGUUAUUAAUAUCAUUUCUGGAUUCGGGAAAACUGCUGGCGCAGCUAUUUCUACACAUAAAGACAUUGAUAAGGUUGCUUUCACAGGCUCUACCGCUGUCGGUCGAGAAAUUCUUAAGGCUUCUGCAUCUUCAAAUCUGAAGAAAGUAUCCCUCGAGCUUGGUGGAAAAUCUCCAAAUAUUGUCUUCAACGAUGCUGAUAUAGACAACGCUAUCUCUUGGAUAAACUACGGCAUAUUUUUUAAUCAUGGGCAAUGCUGCUGCGCAGGCUCAAGGGUCUACGUUCAGUCUAAGAUCUAUAAAAAUUUUGUGACUCGAUUCAAAGAACGUGCUCUCGCAAAUAAGAUUGGCGACCCAUUUGCACCAGAUACCUUUCAAGGACCACAGGUCUCUCAAAAUCAAUAUGAUCGUAUCAUGGGUUACAUUGAAGAAGGUAAAAAGGCUGGGGCUACCAUUAUAGUCGGUGGUGAGCGUUAUGGAAACAAAGGCUACUUUAUCAAACCCACCAUAUUCACUGAUGUGACCGAAGACAUGAAAAUUAUGAAUGAAGAGAUAUUUGGUCCAGUCUGCGCCAUAACCAUGUUUGAAACCGAAGAAGAGGUAAUUAAAGCUAGUAAUAAUAGUGUCUACGGGCUUGCGGCUGGUCUGCACACCCAGAAUCUCAAGACUGCCAUCCGUGUCUCUAAUGCACUACGUGCAGGGACUGUCUGGGUUAAUCAAUACAACUUUUUACACUGGCAAGUUCCGUUUGGAGGAUACAAAGAAUCUGGUAUGGGGAGAGAGUUUGGCGAGGCAGCUUUGUCCAAUUACACUGAAACCAAAUCAGUAUCUAUUCGUUUAGUUAAUAGUCCAUUUGGUUAG
Blumeria graminis f. sp. triticale is the source of this 1491-nucleotide messenger RNA. Lineage: Eukaryota; Fungi; Ascomycota; Leotiomycetes; Helotiales; Erysiphaceae. The record is from the annotation of a GenBank genome assembly.